CGUCCCUGGUAACCACUAAGUACGUUCCCGAGCUGUUAUGGGACUACCGGACAGGUGUAACGGACAUGUCCACAGUCGGGAGACAGUGUCAGGUAUUUGCUGAUGGUCAUAGAGACGUGUAGUGGGGAAACAAAGAUUGAUUGUGGGACAGAUCAAUAGCUGUUUCUUCAAGACAACGGAGUGUAAUAAUGAGUCCCGUGGACGCGGCGUAACAUUGACGUGUCGUUAUAGGUGGAAGAUACGGGUUUAACGGAGUUCUUAUAGUGAUAACACAUAUGUCACACGUGUGCAGACGAACAUAAACCCCAAGGGACUCCGACUGGACCCAGUCACCAGACAUGUCUGCUCUAACGGAUCCGAAUGCGCUGGAGAUUCUGUCCGGGAUGUUUCCACAGGGCAGGGUCCCCAAUAUUCCUGCCAGAGUAGUACGGGUGUUCCUCGCAGCUUCGGGACCAGAUACGAUAGCUGAGAGAAACGUAAUUAUACAACGUGUCUACCCAGAGCUGAGGGAGUACUGCCGGAACAGACAUGGCGUCGAAUUUCAGAUGAUUGACCUUGAUUGGGGAAUACCGCCUUCAAAUCUAAAUAUAGACAACACUCUUCCUGACUUCAAGCUUAGAGAGCUACAGCGCUGCCAGAGAAGUUCUGCAGGCCCCAAUUUUGUGGCGUUGAUUGGCCAGAAGUAUGGGGACCGGUUACUUCAUUCAUCGAUUCCUGCCGAAGAGUUCGAUACUUUGCGCAUGUCACUUCAUAAUCAUAAAGGAAGAGAAACUCGAAAUGCUCCCAUACUGGACACGUGGUAUGCUAGGGACGACAACUCCAUCGCGCCGGUCUAUGUCCUGAGGCCCAUAGGUGAUAUUAUACCGGAGUAUAAAGAGGAUGGUGAUCGACACAGUGAGGGAGUGUCUAAAUGGUUCGAGGUAAAGACGGAGAUGAGACGACUUUUCCGGAAGGCCGCAGACUACUGUUAUCUUGAAGGACAAAUUACCAAGGAAACUAAGGACAAAUACUCCAUGUCAGAGUUAGACAGCCACAUUCAUCAAGGUAUUGAAGAGUCUGACAACCCUCUCAACAAGUGUACAUUGAUCCUCCGAAACAUCGUCGAUCUUAAGAAUUAUUUAGAUGACCCAAAAGCCAAAACCUUCGCUGAGGUUGUCUACAAUGAGAAGUACGAACAGUUUGAAUUAGAAACGGAAUCGACUCAGAUGCUUACUAAAAUGAAGGAGGAUGCUGCUUCAAUGGUAUCACCGAACGUUCUUUCCUAUGAUGUAUUGUGGCGUUAUGAUGACGUCAUAAGCCCAGAGUUACACAAGGAUUACCUGGACCAGUUGUAUUCCGAGUUCAGCAUAUUGAUGAAAGAGUUAGUCGACCGCUCAGUACCGACCACCGUGUACGAUUUCCAGUCGGACAUCGUCGAGGAGACUAUGUAUCACUGGUUGCGUUGCCAGGAUAUUGCCCGGACAUUCUGUGGCAGGGAGGAGGAAUACGGUCUCCUCACCGAGUACCUACUUGGGACAUUCAAUCAGCCAGUAGCCGUGUUCGGUCCACCAGGUUCCAGUAAGACUUCCCUGUUGUCAAAGGUGGCUAUGGAGACCCAAGAGAUUGUACCAGGGGAGGUAAUCAGUGUGAUAAGAUAUGUCGGUUUUACACCCCGGAGCGCCGAUCUGAAACAGCUCCUGUCAGGCAUAUGCACGCAAAUACUCGCCUCCCUCAAGCGAGACACAUCAGAAGUUCCCCACGACUUCAAGGAUUUGCAAAAGUUCUUCCUAGCUUUGGUCAAGACGAUUCCUUCUCACGUAACCCUGGUGCUUUUUUUGGAUAGUGUAGAUAACAUUUUACCCGAUUACAGCGCCCACUUCAUGUCCUGGAUGCCAAAUCUACUGAACCGUAACGUGAAAAUUGUGGUAUCCACCCACCCGGAGAAAAACCAGAUCCUCUCCGCGAUGAAACAAGAGAUAAUCAGAAACGAUAAAGCAUUAGUUGAAAUGAAGCCAUUGUCUAUAGAAGACGCUGAACGGAUGCUAGUGUUUUUCCUCGGUCAGUAUGGCAGACGAAUCACCGCAACGCAGAUGGAAGUGUUUAAAACUGCUAUGAACAACUGCUCCCUGCCAAUGUACGUUAGCCUAUGCGCGGAACACGCCAAAAUGCUCCGUUCGAGUGACGAUAUCAGUCUUAAGACACUUCCGACAAGUAUACACGAGGCGAUUCACUUACUGUUGAAUGGUCUGGAAAUAUCUUAUGGUGUACAUUUCGUAUCGAAAGCCAUGGCCUACUUAGUUGCGUCCGUGACAGGUUUGAGUGAUUGCGAGGUCGAGGAUCUAUUGUCUCUCGAUGAAGAUGUUAUGUCCUCUCUUUAUACCGACCACCACCCAUUCCUAAGACGACUUCCUUCACUGAAAUGGCUGCGACUGAAAGAUGACAUCCGAAGGUUUCUGAUUGUACGUGAAGUGGAUGGAGUGACAGCUUGUUGUUUCCGCCAGGAGGAAUUCAACACGGUUAUCAAGGAGAAAUAUCUCAGCAGUAAGGAAACAGCAAAGCAGGUGCACUCUAUGAUAGCAGACUACUUCCUUGGUACAUGGCACGGUAAACCAAAACCUAUUGUUCCACUCACGUCGACAGGUGAUCAAAAACUUACAAAGGACUUUGGAAAGGAGGCAAACCGAUAUGUUCCAACACAGCCACUCACUUUCUUUUACGGGAAUAGUACUGUGAGAUUCAACAGGAGGAAGUACGAUCAGGUUCCGAGGCAUUUGUAUCUGGCAGAUCGGCUGAAGGAGCUCAAUCAACUAGUCUUGUUCAACUACGAGUGGAUGUAUAACAAAAUCAAAGCUCUCUCCUUACAACAUAUCAUGGCAGACUUUGCCUUGAACCCAGGUGUCGAGGCCACACUUGUAGAAGAAGCUCUGAGAGUAGCAGGAUCGGUAAUCGAACGUGACAUCAAUAAUCUGUCUCCUGAAAUAACUGGACAUCUACUGCCAUACUAUAGUAAAAUGGCAAACAUUCGGGCUCUUUUAUGUCAGUGUGACACGGAUGGCUUGAAACACUGUGCACUGAUCCCAAACUUCCCCUACUUACAGGUUCCAGGAAGUUCUUUGAUCUGCACACUGGAUACAAGCAUCACAGGAGAAUUCUUUCAACUCUUUCAGGAUGACCGGAUCCUGCUGAUCAAGCAAAGAGACAGUUCACACAUACACGUUUACGACAUGGCUGUUGGAGAAAAGAAGAAGAGCAUAUUCACUUCAAACGGUGCUUUACAUACUACUCCUGAUGGAAGAUACUUUGUAAUAGUUGACCAUGUCACUGAAAAAGCCAUCAAGAUACACAACUCAUCGACAGGGGACUUUGUCGGACAGCUUAUAGUUCUCAAUCACAUCACGCUCAAACCCAAGGAAAAGUACAAGAUGGGAGACAUCAGUAUAACAAAUGACCGGAUCUGCUUAGUUGUCACCACAGACUCCAGUUACCUCUGUAUCGCAGAUAUUGAAUCCUGUCACUUCUUGCAAAUCAUUAGCCUUGACGGCAGGUCUGACCUCUGCAGAAUAACACCGAACGGAAAAUUCGUCUUCUGCAAUUCAAACGAAUUUCUCCUCGGUUACGACUUGUACUCUCUCGAACACACUUGUACAUUUUCCCUUGGCAGUCGGCCAAAUUCCAUGACAUUUAGCAAAGAUGGAUUUCGUGGAUACUUGUCGAGCGUUUUCGAAACAAAGCUAUUAGUGAUGCACUUGCAUCGGGGAACAGUGGAAAUGGCUUACAAAACAGUACUUGAAGAGGAAAUGCCCGAUGACACGAUCAUGCAACUGAAAAUUUCCCCGAAUGAUGACACAGUUCUUAUUCGUGGUUUGAACACUAUUCUCGUUUACAGCAGAUUUAACGAGAAAGUGAUUGCACGGUUCUCAAGACCAAAAGAUAUUCCGAAAGAAUUCAAACUGCCAAAGAGUCACUUUAUCGACCUGUUCUUCACAGCGGCUGAAUAUACACGGGAUGGCAAAUUUGUGAUUGGUACCAUCUUCCGUAACAUUUACCUCUGGCAGAUCUCCACAGGUAAUCAGGUAACCAGUAUCCAAGCUCCGGUCGGCAUCAUCACGGAACUUCUGGUGUCAACCAAAAGAAGUCAGAUCGUUACUCAUAUUCAGGGUGCCAGCAACAUCCAAUUGUGGAAUAUCGACGAGGCUGUCAAUCAAGUGAAUAUGCUUGAUCGCCUUACAGGACCAAUCACUGCCGUGCGGGUAACGGGUGACAGUUCCAUCGCAUACGUCAUGUGCAAGAGCAGUGACGAAAUUGGCGUCAUCGACAUGCGCAAUGGAUCAAUGUUGGAUCUUCUAACACACGACAGUCCAGUGAGUGACUUUGCCAUCACACCCACUGGCAGUUACGUACUGGUGUCCACUCUGUCCAAGAAGCUAAAUAUGGCGACCAAGCUGUGGGACAUGACGGAACGUAGAAUCAUCAAGGAGUUCGGAAACACGACUGGAUAUUGCAUUAGCGCCAAUAAUGAUGCCUACAUGAUGUUUGUGGCCCAGGAACAACACAAUUUCAAGGCACCUUUCAGUAUUACACUGUUCAGGUUUGUUGGCGAUACUUUCCACGAGUACACCCAUCCCCUUGCCCUGAAGUACAUCCUUGGUAAGCCGUUUCUUACCAACGACGACAAAUAUCUCGUGGUGCUUACAGCUCAGGAUUAUGUACAGCUGACUGCGUCAUAUGACACGCCAAUCAUUUGUACCUUUGCCAUGGAGGAGGACAUGCGAGUCUCAUACUUCACUCCAGAGAGUUUCCAAGGAACGGCGAACGUGUCGAAAAUCGUCGAUGUCAAACCAUGCCCAAAGAAUCCAUACACAAUAGCGAUUAUGUACGAGUCAAAUCGGUCAUUGGAUAUCAACGAGAAUGCAACAACGAACGGUUUCCCUAAGAUGUCUCAUGGACUUCUUAUCCUUGACAUUUGUAGUGGAUCAAUGAUCGCCAUGUGUGAUCCAUUCAUGACAAACAGUGUGUCCAUAGAAACCGGACUGGUUUAUUCCAACGACUUCCAAUUCUGUCUCGACGUUAACUCAAGCUACUUUGACAUCAGCCAGUGUUGUUACCGGGGAAAACUGCCGAACCCUGGCGUGAGACCGAGUCUGACGGCACUCAACGAUUCCGUCGUGGUGUACUAUAACGAAUGCGUUCUCUACGUCGUCCGAGUCUCUGACGGCAAACAGAUUGCUAAGUGCAAUGUUCAUGCCAAAGUAUGUCAUUUACAUCUUUGCAAAAAUGAUCGCACUUUCAUCGUAGGAUGCAGCGAUGGCACUAUUGCGUCAUAUGUGCUCAUUGACCCUGAUCAUGAAGUACCCACUGACGUCAUACAGACACUUCGAAGUCGACAAAUAGACCUAACAGACGACGUGGAUGGGAGACUAUCCCGGUCCUGGGACAAGAUUGAGAGUGGUGGUCACUCCCCCCAGUCCCGUCCUACGUCUGGGAUGAUAGGCGCCGGCCCGAAAGACAAGAUUCUACUAAAACGGGUGAAACCUGUGCCAAAAGUGCGUCCGAACUCUGAUACGUUCAUGUACCUUAACUCUAACUCAAAAUCAUGUUCUAUUAUGUAAAAGUUUAUCUUUACAUUCUC
Molecule: messenger RNA, 5608 nt
Organism: Mizuhopecten yessoensis (Yesso scallop)
Lineage: Eukaryota; Metazoa; Mollusca; Bivalvia; Pectinida; Pectinidae
Product: NACHT and WD repeat domain-containing protein 2-like
Exons: 7
Coding region: 339-5588 (1749 amino acids)
Molecular function (GO): ATP hydrolysis activity; protein binding
Source: RefSeq, a predicted model, not a curated record